GGGACACCUAUGAGUUGUGGGGCUUCGCUCUUGUCGUCUUUAAGUGGACAGCGCGCAUGCGCCGACUUCCUCUUUUUCCGGCUGGAACCAUGGAGGGUGCAGAGGAGAAGAAAAAGAAGGUUCCUGCCGUGCCAGAAACCCUUAAAAAGAAGCGAAGGAAUUUCGCAGAGCUGAAGAUCAAGCGUCUGAGGAAGAAGUUUGCUCAAAAGAUGCUUCGAAAGGCAAGGAGGAAGCUUAUCUAUGAGAAAGCCAAGCAUUACCACAAGGAGUACAGACAGAUGUACCGGACCGAGAUUCGGAUGGCGAGGAUGGCAAGAAAAGCUGGCAACUUCUACGUACCUGCAGAACCCAAGUUGGCGUUUGUCAUCAGGAUCAGAGGCAUCAAUGGUGUGAGCCCGAAGGUUCGAAAGGUGUUGCAGCUCCUUCGCCUUCGUCAAAUCUUCAAUGGCACCUUUGUUAAGCUCAACAAGGCUUCAGUUAACAUGUUAAGGAUUGUGGAACCAUAUAUAGCAUGGGGGUACCCUAACCUGAAGUCAGUGAAUGAAUUAAUCUACAAGCGUGGUUAUGGCAAAAUCAACAAGAAGCGAAUUGCCCUGACAGAUAACACAUUGAUUGCCCGAUCUCUUGGUAAAUAUGGCAUCAUCUGCAUGGAGGAUCUGAUUCACGAGAUCUAUACUGUUGGAAAACGUUUCAAAGAGGCAAACAACUUUUUAUGGCCCUUCAAAUUAUCUUCUCCACGAGGGGGGAUGAAGAAAAAGACCACCCAUUUUGUGGAAGGUGGAGAUGCUGGCAACAGGGAAGACCAGAUCAAUAGGCUUAUUCGAAGAAUGAACUAAGGUAUCUACCAUGAUUAUUUUUGUAAUCGGGCCAGUUAAUAAAGGACUACUCUCAAAUGGAAA
This is a messenger RNA of Mustela erminea (ermine), 899 nucleotides long. RefSeq names its product ribosomal protein L7 (gene RPL7). Gene Ontology annotation, cellular component: cytosolic large ribosomal subunit. Lineage: Eukaryota; Metazoa; Chordata; Mammalia; Carnivora; Mustelidae. The record is from RefSeq and is a predicted model, not a curated record. Gene Ontology annotation, biological process: maturation of LSU-rRNA from tricistronic rRNA transcript (SSU-rRNA, 5.8S rRNA, LSU-rRNA). Bases 57 to 836 code for a protein of 259 amino acids. The transcript is spliced from 7 exons. Gene Ontology annotation, molecular function: structural constituent of ribosome; RNA binding.